Coffea arabica (coffee) is the source of this 3395-nucleotide messenger RNA. RefSeq names its product protein SIEL-like. NCBI's taxonomy places the organism in Eukaryota, Viridiplantae, Streptophyta, Magnoliopsida, Gentianales, Rubiaceae. Gene Ontology annotation, cellular component: endosome. The record is from RefSeq and is a predicted model, not a curated record. Gene Ontology annotation, biological process: intercellular transport.
GGAUAUGGAAACCUGCGAUUACCGGUCGGAAUGGGUAGCGUCACUACCUGUCUGCUGCUAUUUAUGGGCCUCUUGGCAUUAGAGAUGCCAUGCCCGAAACCAGAAGAAGAAGGUAAAAAGGGGGAAAAAAAAGAGAGUAAAAACCCACAAUCGCGUGAUAUAUUAUACAGUUGCGUAAAACUGACGAUGCCCGAUCGAGUAGAAGAAAUAGGUACACUAGCAAUGGUCAUAAAAUCGGGGGGGAAAAAAAAGCUAAAAAGUAAAAUCCCGGAGUGAAUUUUGAGAUUGAAUGGGCGUGGUUGGGGCUGAUGGUGAUGGAGCAGCGUCUCCUGGCCGACGCCCAAUUCCUACUGCUGGGCAGCCAAACGCAUCCCCGCCUUCUAUCCUCUCCCCAUUCCGCCUUGCAGCCACUGCUGCCUCUCAUUACAAGCCCCGGCGCCUCCCUUCCCACCCUAUCCUCUCUCCUCAAAACCCUAACUCUUCAGCUCCAGUGCACCACCACCACCCACCUCCCCCGAAUCGUACUCGCCCUCCUAUCUGCCCUCUCUGACCACCAUCCCGACCUCCGCCGCGAAAUUUCCCUCGCUGUCCGUGCAUUCGCCCUCCGCCUCCUUCCUUUCUCUCCAUCUUCCUCCUUCGCUCAUUCCCUCGCCAUCCUCUUUAAGGAUGCUGACACUUCCAGUGAUGUCACCGACGAACCGACGUUCCUUUCCAUUUGCUUUCGCCCGUGUAAAGCUUCCUUAAGGCGCUGGCUGCUUCAGAAUGUGGAUAAAUUUUGCGUCAGGCCGUCGGUGUUGAUCGCGGUCCUUUUAGGGUUCACCAAGGAUCCGUAUCCGUUAACCAGGAAAGCCGCCCUGGAUGGUUUGGUUUGGCUCUCCGAUAAGUUCGUUGCGGUGGAGGAUCAGAGCCUGCUUCAGUGUUGCUAUUUUUCCGCCGCUGAGCUUCUCUUUGAUGCAGAGGAUUCCGUCAGAUGCUCUGCAGUUCGCACUGUUAGCGAGUGGGGACUGUUACUUGUGGAGUCCAACCAAGACAAGUGUAAAAUUGAUUGGUCUGAUGCUUUGUUUGUUCAGCUUUGCUCAAUGGUGAGGGACAUGAGCAUGAAGGUCAGAACUGAAGCUUUUGAUGCCCUCGCAAAGGUUCCAAUGGUUUCGCAGAAUGUUUUAUUGCUGACACUAACUAAGAAAGCUACAUCCGCCACAAAAGAAAUAACUUUUCCAGGCCGUUACGCUGCAAAAAUAUGCAAAUUGCCAGCAUCAGCCGCAGCUUUUGCUUUUAUUCAUGGCCUGGAGGAUGAAUUCUUUGAGGUAAGAAGAUCUGCGUGCUGUGCCUUGCGUACAUUCGCCAUUGCUUAUGGUGAUUUUGCAUGCGAGGCUGUAAAUCUCUUGAUGGAUAUGCUUAAUGAUGAUUCAGUGGUUGUGCGUUUACUAGCUCUGGAGACGAUGCAUCAUAUGGCCAUGUAUGACUGCCUAAAAGUUCAAGAAGGACACUUGCAUAUGUUGCUAGGGGCUCUAGCGGAUGACUCUACCUUGAUAAGAUCUGCAGCAAUGAAAAUUCUUCAAUUAAUCAGAUUGCACAAAUUGGCAAUGUUUAAGUUAUGUUUUGAAGGCCUUGUGAGAAACUUGGAAUUGUAUCCACAGGAUGAAGCUGAUUUGCUUUCUGUUUUGCUCAAUAUUGGGCAAAAUCAUGGGUGGUUUGUCGCCCACCUUAUCCAGGAAAAUACAGAAAAGAUAGAACCUUCUGUUGGAGGGAGAUUGGGAUUUGAGAGCGCAAGAAUUGUUGCCUUGUUGGUGCUGGCCAUCUCUGCCCCAGUCUCAAUUGAACGAGGCAUAUGCAGUAUUCCACUGAGGAUGUACUCUUAUGCAGUUACUUUACUGGGGAGAAUUUCUGAUGCUUUGAUUGGUACUUUGAACCAGAAUGACCUUCUGUCUCAUCUUUCGCGUUGCAGCCGAUUCUCAUGUGUUUCCAGUUCUGAGUUUUUCAGAGGAGAAGAGUCAGCUGUCCCUCUGGUGAAAAGUGAUACGUCCUUGUAUCCAAAAAAUGAUGGGAUUCAUGGAAGUUGUUCUCAGAGAUUACUGGAACUAGAGAGAGCAGUGCAUCCAAUUGCUAAUUACCCUCUAAAAAUGCAUGAUGAAAUGGAAAGUUCUAUGGGCAAUAUCCUUCAAAAGAUUCACAGCCUUUGGCCAUUAAUACGCUGUGGAUUUGCAGAUGAAGCAACUAGAACUUUAAGGAGUUGGAAGAAACAGUUGAAGACAUUUACUUGUAUUUCAUCCGAACCCACAGCCGAGUUAGUUUUUGUUUUGCAAUAUCUGCGCAUGAUAAAACUGCUUGGAAGGGUAUGGAUCCGCUGUAUGUUUCCUUUGAAGCCCUGCUUUGGGGUGAGGAAAUUGGAAGUCUUAUUUAGAAAGUUGGAAAGGAGCCUGAAAGAGAUGAAGUAUAGGUUCCUAGGUUUUAGCAGCGAGCAGGAGUUGCAUAUUUUAGAGCUAAUUCUUGUUACACUUAUAUUGAAGUUGUCCAAUGUCAAAGCCUGCUGUCCAAGUACUAAUUUAAAGGAAAUAAGUUCUGUAGUUACUCAUGUUGAACAUCUUGUUGGAGGCAGAUCAGUUGAACUCUCCAGCUUUGUGAUAGAGCUUCAGAAGAUACUGAGGGAAAUUGGUCCCUCAACGGCUGUCCUUGAAAAUGCACUUCUGCUCCAAAAGUCACUUGAGUACUACACUUUGAGGCAGUUUAUGUUUUCUGGAAUGCUCGUACAUGUGGUAGCUAAACUGGAUGUGUACAACAACUACGAAAAUCCUCUCCAUUACGUUUUAGGUCUCCCUGUCGGCAUACCAAUUGAAAUUACUUUGCGUAACAUCUCAAGGGAAAGUCGCAUGUGGCUGAAGAUGACUUUUAAAGAGACGCUAGCUCAGUUUGUUUACCUGGAUUUGCAUGGACCAAGCGGGGGUGAUGAACGUCGACAAUUUACAUUUGUUGCACCCUUUUAUGGACCCCCUAAAGCGAGGUCCUUCUUACUGAAGAUUAGCAUUGGAAUGGAAUGCUCAUCUGAGCCUCCUUACCGGUCGAAUGUUUGUGGGGGACCGAAACACGAGCUUAUUAAUAUUUCCGGAGAUAGUGAAGUGUUUCUUGCUAGGGUUGGUGGAUAGAGAUUCAAGUUGUAUAUGGUUUCAGCAAAGUGAAUAGCAGUGCAUUUUGUGGAUUUCUGCUGUUCAGCAAGCAAGAAUUAACGGAUUAUUUUAUUGCUGAAUCUUCAGAUGUUAUUCAGCCUGUAUUGCAAUUGCCAUUAUUUUAGAGAAAUUUUUACGUUGUUGUGAAGUGACUAGAUACGCAAUUUGAUCAUCUGGACACCUGCCCUUUUCGAGUGAUUAUGCAUAUAUAAUAUUUCUGAGCAUGCGUCGCAA